This is a messenger RNA of Bactrocera oleae (olive fruit fly), 3845 nucleotides long. RefSeq lists its product as uncharacterized. NCBI's taxonomy places the organism in Eukaryota, Metazoa, Arthropoda, Insecta, Diptera, Tephritidae. The record is from RefSeq and is a predicted model, not a curated record.
AGUGCAGCCGAGGAGUAAACACGCGCGGGCGGCGCUAUAGGCAGACAGUGAAGUGUCGUGUGCGAAAUAAAUCGAAAUGAAUAUAAGAAACAGUGAUAAAAGCAAGAUAUACAUAUACACAUAUAUAUAUAGAGUUUAAAAACAGCUUAAAACUUUAAUUGCAUGUAGUGUAGUGUGAUGCAUAGGAUAGUAAAAAUUAAUAACAACAACAAGGUACAAUACUCUGCGCGCAAAGUAAACAUAAAAAACAAAUAAAAACAAACUAACGGAAAAUUUGUAAGUUUCGGAAACGGCGUUCGAAAACAAGUUUCAUAAAUUUAACUCCAAAUCACUUUGGGAAUAUCACGUGCAACAUUUUACUUCCUUUGUAAAACCCUUAAUUUAACAGAAAUUGGCGUGUUUUCGCAUGAGUAGUUAAAAUUUAAAUACAAAAAUUUUCGGCGUUACGUCGCAUGCGCGUCGCGUGCGUGACCAAAUCGUGUUAGGCCUAACAAACGCACCCAAAAUAGAAAUUGUCAACUAUUAAACGGUUUCAAUUUAACGGCGAGUUAUCGAAACACGGAAGGGAGAACCGUUUAAGGGCGUCACAAGGCGGUGAUAUUGAAAUAUUUGUUUUAAUUUGGAAAAUAUAUAUGUAAGCGAGUAAACAUAAGCAAAUAUUUGACGGAAAAUCCAACGCUAUGGGCAGGACCACCGUCCGCUGAAUAAUUCUAGUUAGAAUUAAGAAGCUCCCUAUAUUCCACCUAAAUAAAAUAUGGGACAGGAGAUAUCUCAGCAAAAGAAAUGCAGCAUUAUUAGUCGACACAAAACACACCAACAAACACCGCAAUCUCUCCAACCGCAACCACAACGAGGCGCAACAAAAAAUCUAAAACCUUCCACUAAUUUCACAACGUCCAACGGCAAAUACACCAGACACUCACAAGAAUUCCAAAGCGUCUACGCACCUUCCUCCAAUAUCUCGACGACCUCUUCCAGCUCCACCGACGACGAGCACUAUCGGCUACGACAGAAAUACAAUCUGAAUAAGCAAACUUAUGAGAAAUUCCGAGCGUCGAAAAAACUCAGUCUCAUCAGCAGUACCACAGAUCAGAGCACUAGCACCAGCAAUUCCGCGUCGACCAAUAGCAGCUCAUCUACCUAUCAAAAUUCGAAAUCCAGUGAACCAACUUAUAAUAACAUCGUGCGCAAACCGUCACAACAUAAGCGCAAAAAUUCUUCGAGCACCGAUAGCGGCAUCUACUACGCCUCCUGUCAUUGCACCUCUUCUGUCUUGUCUUCAUCAGCUACAUCCUCUUCUUCGCUGUGCUCGACAAGCGCCUGUGGCUGCUCCACUUCAUCCAACCAAUCGCGCAGCUCACUCGAUCAAAAGAAAAACUAUCUCUGUAAACAUUUGUAUAUAAAAUCGUAUCUAGAUAUUUUGGAGGAAGACGAGAAGGCGCACGCUCACUUCAAAUCGGCUAAACCGGGCGGCAUACGCAAUUACAAACCGAAAAUUUUGGGUGAAACCGCGUUAUCAACCAGUGCACCACAGAGUACAGGAUUUAGUAUCAGCAGCAACAACUUAAAACUGCGUGAGAAGUGUAAGGAAGAUCCGUGGAUUUGACAAUUACUGAAAAAUGGCAUUUGGCACAAUGACAUCUUUGCUUGGAAUGAUUCCCCUGUUAGCGAUCGGCAUGAACUACUAUCGUUAUCAAAGUAUCGAUCCAGAGAACAGAGUGCAGGAGCCGCAAAUGACGCGUCGCCAAUAUGACUUUAUAGUUGUUGGUGGCGGUUCUGCUGGAGCAGUCAUAGCCAAUCGCCUGUCGGAAGUACGUAACUGGACGGUUCUAUUGCUCGAAGCUGGCGGUGAUGAGACCGAGAUAUCAGAUGUACCCGCGCUUGCUGGCUAUCUACAGCUCACCGAUUUAGACUGGAAGUAUACGACAACACCUUCACCUACGCGUCAAUACUGUCAAGCGAUGAAAGGCGACCGCUGUUUUUGGCCGCGUGGCAAAGUACUUGGUGGUUCCAGUGUGCUCAAUGCUAUGGUUUAUGUGCGUGGUUCCAAAAAUGACUACAAUCACUGGGAAUCACUCGGUAAUCCCGGUUGGGGCUAUAAAAAUGUACUUAAAUACUUUUUAAAAUCGGAAGAUGUGCGUAAUCCCUACCUAGCCAAAACCGGAUAUCACGAAACUGGCGGUUAUCUAACUGUACAAGAGUCACCUUGGCGCACACCGCUAUCCAUCGCCUUUCUGCAAGCCGGCAUGGAAAUGGGCUAUGAGGUGCGAGAUAUAAAUGGACAGCAGCAGACCGGUUUCAUGCUGACACAGAGCACUAUACGCAGAGGGUCGCGUUGCAGCACCGGCAAGGCCUUUAUCAGGCCCGUUCGUUUACGUAAGAAUCUUGAUGUGCUGUUACACGCACACACCACUAAAGUGCUCAUCGAUAAAAAUAAGCGCGCCAUUGGCGUUGAAUUCUUAAAGAAAGGGCAAAAAAACGUGGUUUUUGCGCGACGUGAGGUGAUAUUGUCAGCCGGCGCUUUGAACUCACCACAACUGCUGAUGUUAUCAGGCAUCGGACCUGCCGAUCAUCUGCAAGAACAUGGCAUCAAUGUAAUAUCAGAUUUACCGGUGGGUGAUAACUUGCAAGAUCACGUCGGUUUGGGUGGCCUAACCUUUGUGGUGGAUGCGCCACUCACGGUCACACGCUCACGCUUUCAAACCAUACCAGUCGCUAUGGAGUACAUUUUGCGCGAGCGCGGUCCUAUGACGUUCUCCGGUGUGGAAGGUGUUGCCUUUCUUAAUUCGAAAUACCAAGAUCCAUCAGUUGACUGGCCAGACAUACAAUUUCACUUUUUACCCAGCUCCAUAAAUUCAGACGGUGGCGAGCAGAUACGUAAAAUUCUAAAUCUACGUGAUGGUUUCUACAACACCGUCUACAAACCGUUACACAACUCUGAGACCUGGUCUAUCUUGCCACUGCUACUGCGUCCCAAGAGCACCGGCUGGGUGCGCCUCAAUUCACGCAACCCAUUACAGCAGCCCAAACUGAUACCCAACUACUUUGCUCACCAGGAAGACAUCGAUGUGCUUGUCGAGGGUAUUAAAUUGGCCAUAAAUGUCUCGAACACACAAGCCUUUCAACGUUUCGGUUCACGACCACACAACAUACCGUUACCGGGCUGUCGCCACUAUGAUUUCAUGUCCGACGCCUACUGGGGUUGUGCCAUUAAACAGUUCACCUUCACCAUAUACCAUCCAGUGGGUACAUGCAAAAUGGGUCCCAGCUGGGAUGUCACCGCUGUCGUAGACCCCCGCCUGCGUGUUUAUGGCGUGUCCGGUAUCCGCGUAGCGGACGCAAGCAUUAUGCCAACCAUCAUGAAUGGCAAUCCCAAUGCGCCGGUCAUUAUGAUUGGCGAAAAAGCGUCUGACCUCAUAAAGGAGGAUUGGGGUGCGCGGCCGCCAUGGCAUUAUGGCUAAGGCACUCAACAUGAAUGUAGCCAUGCGUGCUUUUUACAAAUUAACACUUUCGUUGUUCCAUUUAGUGUUUCAUUAAUGCUUUCGCAAACUAUGUGACUAGUCAAUUUUUCUACCAUUUUUAAGUUUUACUUUUUCAUUCGUUUGCUUCGAAAUAAAAGCUAUUAUUUUUGUUAUUUUUAUUUGAAAUUUGUGAAAUUAUUUUUAAGCUGCCUACAUCAGUAAAAUAUUUGAUCGCCUCAUUGUAAAUUCAUCGCUGCCUACUUAGGUUCGUCCAUAUUUUUAAGACUUACGCGCGUAAGAUACAAAAUACAACUUAUUAAGUUGUAUAUUUAUUUAUUAAUUUAGUUUACAAAUAAAGAUACCAUUAUAAGAUAUAAAUAUGAG